This is a messenger RNA of Ectocarpus sp. CCAP 1310/34, 1296 nucleotides long. The record is from the annotation of a GenBank genome assembly. Lineage: Eukaryota; Phaeophyceae; Ectocarpales; Ectocarpaceae.
AUGCGCGUCUACCCAGAGCGCGUGUUGCUUCAAGGGAUGGAGAGCGAGAUAUGGAAGCUGGUCUCGUACAGCGCCACACCACAGCAAUGGAAGGAAUGGCUUCGGGUGCCGCUGAAGCAUGCUGCCGCCCGAGGCAAUCUGAAUCUCGUCAACUCACUGCUCGAGGCUGGUGCGGACGGAAGUGCGGGAUGGAAAGGUGCUCAACCAGACGUGAACGUCUUGUCUGUGUCGAGCAAGAGAUCGGCUCUGUACACGGCGACGGUGUGCGGCCACGAAGACGCAGCCAGGCGCUUGAUUACUGCGGGAGCCGACGUGAACUUCGAUGACCCUGUGCACUGCAGCCAUGUCCUCUACGAGGCAAUCUUGGGUGGGCACACACAGCUGUUGACAUUGUCAUGCGAGUCUGGCCACCUAUCCGUCGUGAACACUCUUUUGACUGCUGGCGCCAAUGUCACCAUCCGCAGUAUUGGCGGCUACUCGGCGCUCGACAAAGCCGUUUUUAAUGGCCACAUUGACGUCAUUGGAACACUUCUCAGACAUGGGGCGGACGUGAACCCCUGUGGCAAUGACGGCUGGACCCCACUUCACCUUGCUGCUCAAAACGAUCGGGCCGCUGCGAUUGAUGCGUUGAUCCAGGCAGGGGCCAACACCGAGGCCGGCCUGGGUGACCGGUUGACGCCCUUGUUUUCAGCAACGGAUCGUGGCAACAUCAGCGCCAUGCGUGCUCUCCCUCGGCGCGGCGCAUCCUUGACAGCGCAAGACACGGAUGGAGGCACGCCGUUGCACUGGGCGUGCUACUGGCAGGUUAGAGGAGUGGAGGCGACCGUGGAUCUCUUGCUGCGAUGGGGGGCGGACGAAACAGCCCUGGAUAACGAUAGCAAGACUCCCGCAGAUUUGCUCGAUGAGGACGACAAUGAGAAUGAUAGAACAACAUGUUCCGAAGCCGAGAUCGAGCAGGUGCGGCUGUUGAUGGCUCGGGCCCCGGCCAACCGAGCGUGGCGUCGCCGUUGCUGGCUCGUGAUGCUGCGCUCUUACGCAAAGACAGCAAGAGCUACCACCGAAGCAACCGGUGAUGCAGAUGAAGGUUCAAAAGAUGCUGGAGACAGGAAUGGCGGCAAGUGCAACGGGGCAAGGAGGGAGAAUGGGGAGAGCGCUGGUGGUUGGUUACGCUCUCGGAUGAACGGGGCGGGCGAAGUGGGAGUCGAUAUUGGGGCGGCAGGUUUGGCCAGCAUUGUGAACUCUGUGGUAGGGCUGGAGCCGGAGGAGGUGUUUCGCUCGAUUGUGGGCUUCCUUUGA